This is a messenger RNA of Zasmidium cellare ATCC 36951, 1683 nucleotides long. RefSeq lists its product as uncharacterized. The record is from RefSeq and is a predicted model, not a curated record. Lineage: Eukaryota; Fungi; Ascomycota; Dothideomycetes; Mycosphaerellales; Mycosphaerellaceae. Gene Ontology annotation, molecular function: CoA-ligase activity. The coding region runs from base 1 to 1683 and encodes 560 amino acids. Gene Ontology annotation, biological process: secondary metabolic process. The transcript has 3 exons.
AUGCCGUGGAAGUCAAGAUGGUCAACCGACAUUCCUGUCUGUUCAUUACCCACCUAUCUUUUCCAAUCUCCCACAGCAGCACUCGACGAUAAGCCCAUCCUCAUCGAAGGCGAGAAGCCAGAGUACUUCCUCACCCUCAGGACCUACCGCGAAUGGAGCAAACGCCUCGCAGCCGGCCUCAAGAAAGCCGGCUUCCAACCAGGUGACCGCCUCCUGCUCUUCUCAGGCAACGCUCUCUUCUUCGGUGCCGUCCAGAUGGGCACGAUCAUGGCCGGCGGCAUCUUCACCGGCGCGAACCCUACCUACGUAGCACGCGAAUUGGCUUAUCAAGUGAAAGACUCCGGAGCCAAGUUCCUCCUCGUGGGUGAAACCGUCCUCGAUACAGGCAUAGCAGCAGCAAAAGAACUCAACUUCCCCUCCUCCAACAUCUUCGUCUUCGACAGCGGCAUCGCCACCUUCGACGGCACCGCCAAACCCCAAAAAGGCAUCCAACCCUGGUCCAAUCUCCUCGCCUCCCCCUCCGAAGGCGCUCGCCUCCAAUGGGAAGAGUUCAACUCUCGAGAGCAACAAAAAGACCGCGUCGUCGUCCUCAACUACUCCUCCGGCACCACUGGCCUCCCCAAGGGCGUCGAAAUCUCCCACUACAACUACAUCGCCAACGCCCACCAAUCAGCCUUCAUCCAAUCCCUCACCGCAGACUUCGAGGAGUGGCGGCAACGAGCACGCGGUAUCGCUUUCCUCCCCAUGUACCACGCCUACGGCCAGACGUUCUACGGCGUCAACUACCCCAAACUCGGCGCCGUGCUGUACAUCAUGCGAAAAUACGACUUCAUCACCAUGCUCGACUGGAUCCAGCGCUACCGCAUCACCAACCUCACCCUCGUGCCCCCCAUCGUCAUCUCCCUCACCAAACGCAAAGAAGUCAAAGACUACGACCUCAGCAGCCUCGAAGGCGUCGGCUGCGGCGCCGCGCCCCUCGGCAAGGAAAGCAUCGUCGACUUCGAAUCCAAGUUCGGCGCCACGAGGAUCUUUCAGGGGUGGGGAAUGACGGAACUGACGUGUUCUGCCGUGACCUGGGAUCCCGCGACCGAGCACCCGGACCCCAGCGCCGUGGGGGAGCUGAUGCCGAAUAUCGAGGGCAUGGUGGUGGACGAGGAGGAUCGGGAGCUGGGCGUCGACCAGAGCGGAGAGUUCUGGGUGCGGGGCCCGAAUGUCAUGAAGGGGUAUUGGAGGAAGCCGGAGGAGACGCGAAAGACGCUGACGAGCGAUGGGUGGUUGAAGACGGGCGAUGUGGGGUUUCGGGAUCGGAAGGGGUUCGUGCAUAUUGUCGAUCGGAAGAAGGAGUUGAUCAAGGUGAAGGGAUUGCAGGUUGCGCCGGCCGAACUCGAAGCCCUCCUCCUCGACCACCCGCAAAUCGACGACGCGGCCGUCGUAGGCGUCACAAUCAACGGCGACGAAGCCCCCCGCGCAUACAUCGUGCCCAAAGAAAACUCGAACGCCACCCCUAAGGACAUCGCGACCUGGGUGGCUGAGCGCGUCUCCCGACACAAGAGGCUGGAGGGCGGUGUGGUUCCCGUCAACGAGAUCCCCAAGAACCCCUCCGGAAAGAUCCUGAGAAAGGCGCUGCGAGAUCGCGCCGCGAAGGAGGUUGGUGAUGGUGGGAGGCAGCAGAGUAAGUUGUAG